CUUGAAUCUGUAUGCUGUGUUGUAAAAUCUUGAAGUUCUGGUUGAUACCUGGAGGGAACAUGGCCGAGGCCGCAGGAUUUGUUCUUGCUGUGGUGCCCAUGAUAAUAAGUGCCUGUGAACACUAUGGCGAAGCAGCUCGUGGCAUUCAGCGGUACCGGCACGCAAACAAGGGAGCGGAAGACUUGACAAUGAUGCUCGAGAUUCAAGAGGCAAUCUUUCGAUCGGCGAACGUGAGACUUCUUGCUUCCUGCGUCGGCGAGGAUGAAGCACGCUUGAUGCUGCGCGACUUCAAUCAUCCAGGCUGGAAAGAAAGCGGGUUGAUAGCUGACUAUCGGGCGAGAGUGGGAGAAUCACAGCAUGCUUUCACCCACUCGAUCAAGCUCAUCAACGAACAUCUGGAAAAUUUGCGAUUGACGAUCGAUGGCUUUGGCAAGCACAGCGAUCUCAAUGAACAAGAUGCUCAUCACGCUCAUCAUCGCAAGCUUUCAUUCAAGAAGAGGAUCAGGCUAGCUUUCUCACAGUCUGACAUUGAACAGUCCUUGGAAAGCUUAAUGAAAAAGACUCAGAACUUUUCCACCUUGAUAGCCCAAACAGAACCGUUGCAAUCAAGAACCUCUGAGACCAAACCUACUCUCUCGACAAGAAGAGAAAUUGCAAAAUUUGCCAGGAUCAGAGACGCAGCUAGCAACUUGUAUCAAACCCUGGGACACGCAUGUACGAAGCACGCAAGUCACCAAGCUCAUCUGAGCCUCGAAUCAUCCUGCAGAGACCUGGAAUCACCCCCAACGGACCCUCUACAAGUGCGCUUCACUAUGGCAUUUAGCCAAUUGACCUUAAAACCCCAAGCCACAGUGUCGGAUGUAUCUAAGCCCUCAGCCUGGCUUAGGAUCGAGUCAAGUGUCAGCGGUACGAUACAGCCAGAUACUGAUAAUGUGACCCUUCAGCACAUGCAAGCCAGCGCAAAAAGGACGCGAGAUAGUGAGGAUGACGAAUCUCCCCAGGCUUCGACAGCACAGGCAACGUCGAAACAAAAAAGGUCUGUCCGGUUCCAGUGUGCUCAGCCAGUAGCCCUACCAGUUGUGCCUGCGGAAGAACCAAUUUUACCAAACCUAUGCACAAAUGAGAAUUUCUGCCUACAGCUUCGCAACUUCAUCAAUCAAGCCAGACCCAGCACCAAAGCCGUGGGCUAUCUAGGCCAUCAAGGAUCUCAGAGACAUCUGAUAUAUGUCGACGCAAAGUCACAGCGAGUCACCCAAGGCAACGACACGAGCCUGCUCAAAUCUCUCCGCCAACUCCUCCGAAGCACCAGCAACGCAGGCCCCAGCAGUCCCAUCCUCCUACACUACGAACGUCUCCGCCUGGCGCGCCAGUUGUCGAUUGCAGUCCUUCAAUUUCGCUCGACGCCCUGGCUAGCCAAUUCGUGGAACAGCAACGAAAUCCUCGUUUCCACCUCCCAACCCUCCUUCACCACAACCAACGACACCACAAUGACAAACUCCCACGAACCCUUUGUAAGCGCCUGCAUCCGAAACCCCUACGACACGCCCGCUCGCUCCAACACGCUCCCCAGCCACACCUUAAUCCGUAACCAACUCCUCUUCCGCCUCGGCGUCAUGCUGCUCGAAAUCGCCUUCCAGAAACCGCUAGACGAAAUGAAAGAGACCACCGACAUCGACUGCCAAGACGACGGCAAUGCUGACUUCUGGGCGGCAGAUCGCCUGCGGCAUCAAGUCUCUGCGUGUCUGGCGCCGAGGUAUGCGGAGGUGGUGAGGAAGUGUAUCCAUUGUGAUUUCGGGAAGGAUUUCGAUCUGACGGCGACGAAAUUGCAGGAGGCUUUCUAUCAAGAUGUCGUUUGCGAGUUGAAGAGGUUGGAGGACUUGUUUAGGGCUGCUUCGACGGUGGGUUGAGCGGGAACAAAGAUUAUAAGGUGGAAGGCCGAUUCUAUACCGAUCUUGUGCCACGGUCGACGAGGUUGUCUUGGCCGUCUUACCAUGCAAAUUACGUGGCAUUGAGGGAAACCAUGCCAUCUACCUACAACCGUUGUCAUCAUCAGCACAUCUCUUCAAAAGAGUCCGCCAUUACAGAGUUGAAUUGGUGACCGAUAUGGAGCACUUGAACUUCAACGAGGCACCGGAACAGAGAAUUUGCCUCCAGUUUCUCAAAGUUUUUGCUAGACGAAGGGGCCGACCCAGACAACAGCGAAUUCCAUGGCUAUUCCGCAAUUGAGAACGCCACCUUAUAAGGACACUAAGAUCUUGUGGAACUUCUCUUGAAAUGCGGUACCGGACGACAUCGUGGUUCACCACCCUUGGGUCUGGCUCCCACUGGAGGGCACGAAGUAAUUGCAAAAAUGCUGUUGAAUAAGGCCCAACAACACAGACCAAGAGCUCAUUAUUAAAGCGGCUGCCAUUGGAACUAAAGAGGUGAUCAACGUCCUCCUCGCAAAGGGGGCCGAUCCAAAUACGACCAACACAUACCGUCGAUCGCCACUUUCCGAAGCAAUAAUGUACGGUCAUGACGAAGUGGCACAACUUUUGAUCAGCGCAGGUGCCAACGUGGAAUCAUCUGCGUCAUUGCUUUCUAUGGCCUCGCAAACGGGAAAUACAAGCUUGGUAGGAUGUCUUCUUUGGGCUGGGGCGAAUGUUCAUGCCAGAGACGAUGGAGGCUUUACUCCGCUGAUGUUUGCUGCUUUGUCUGGGUAUGAAGACGUAACAUCCAUGCUUCUAGAAGCAGGCGCCAACGUUAAUCCAAGAUCCUCCAAAGGGAAUACACCGCUGAGCCUCGCAGCAGGCAAUGGUCAUAGAGAGGUGGUAAGUAUGCUUCUGAGGGCUGGUGCUAACCCCGAGUCCAAGGACGACGUGGAGGUUCCCAAGAGUAAGACAACCGCCAAUGCCACCACCAAGACCAGUAUGGCCUUCAGGAAGAGGGGUCGAUGAGAUGCUCACCUCAGCGGACCUCCUGUGAGGGAUACUCACUGGCUGCGCUUCUUCCUGCCAUCUGUAUUGGCCGUAUCCAUCAUCGAUGGCACGGGCAUGUCACCUCGGGUCGCGAGAUCCACGGAGGUAGUUGCUCGAUUGAGCCUGGCAUUUGAGGGAGAGGACUUCCCCUUCCGCAUCUCUCCGGAUUAUACGAAACCUUUGCAGAAGUCUACACAUCAGCAGUGGUAGAUCCAGUACAGCAAGGUCAUAGCGCUCCUCUUGUGUCGUCAACCCUCUCCGUCACACCGACCAUCCAGAGUCCACCCUUUAUGCGAAGCUGAGAUGCCGGCGGAGCAUUCUCUCCGUGAACAUGAGGAUCUCCGAGUCGCGAUCCGGAUUUUGUUCAAUGCUCUGCCAGCAUCGGAAGGGAGCAUAACCUCUCCUGAAUACAGUCAAAAGAGAUACUUUACCUUUGCUACAGAAUGUGAUUGUCCUUGGC
This is a messenger RNA of Cladophialophora immunda, 3417 nucleotides long. RefSeq lists its product as uncharacterized. The transcript is spliced from 2 exons. Bases 12 to 1907 code for a protein of 631 amino acids. The record is from RefSeq and is a predicted model, not a curated record. Lineage: Eukaryota; Fungi; Ascomycota; Eurotiomycetes; Chaetothyriales; Herpotrichiellaceae.